Molecule: messenger RNA, 2515 nt
Organism: Chiloscyllium plagiosum (whitespotted bambooshark)
Lineage: Eukaryota; Metazoa; Chordata; Chondrichthyes; Orectolobiformes; Hemiscylliidae
Gene: etv4
Product: ETS variant transcription factor 4
Biological process (GO): cell differentiation; regulation of transcription by RNA polymerase II
Cellular component (GO): nucleus
Molecular function (GO): DNA-binding transcription factor activity, RNA polymerase II-specific; sequence-specific DNA binding
Source: RefSeq, a predicted model, not a curated record
UCUCAUAGGCUGGAAUCUUUGUUAAUGUCAUGUCAUUGACUAAGUCAGGUCAUUCAUUUAAAAAAAGACACGAAAUCUGAGCCCGUGAAAGAGGAAAUGAACCAAUCGCCGAAUCCCUUGGGCAAACAACUGACUGGAGCAAGAAAAACAAGUCUUUUGAAACCAUCACUGAAGUCGGCUGCACAGACUUAAUUAAAAAAAAACUUUACAUAUGCAGCUCUCCGAUUCCGGGGAUUUAUGUUGCAUCAGCCAAAACAGUUCCAUAAAUCAGGCUGAUCGAGCUUGAUGUCAAAUCCAGUCUAAAUGCUCAUAAACGGUUAACAACAGAACACAGGAUGGAUGGCUACUUAGAUCAGCAAGUGCCUUACACAUUUUCAAACAAAGCGCACGACGGGAGCUUCGGGCGGGCAGUGAUUGCCAGAAAGAAAAGAUAUAUCCCCAAAGAACUAACUCAGGAUUCAGAAGAUCUCUUCCAGGAUUUAAGCCAACUUCAAGAAACUUGGCUUGCAGAAGCUCAGGUGCCAGACAGCGAUGAGCAGUUUGUGCCGGAUUAUCACUGUGAAAGCCUGGCUUUUCACAGCCCCACACUGAAGAUUAAAAAGGAGCCCCAGAGUCCCAUUUCUAACCCAAACUUGUCUUGUCGUCACAAGCAAUCAUUCCACUACAACAAUGGGGAACAGUGCCUUUAUGCCAGUGCCUAUGAGAAAAAGCCACAUGUUGGUCUCAACUCCCCACCUCCAGGGACCCCUUCAAAUACUCCAUUACAACAACCCUGCAGUAAGUCCACGGUGAAUCCCAGACGGGAGCACGGCUUUGUGAAUCUCCAUACACCCACACAGUCCAUAACCAAUGGCCGAUUCCCAAUGGACCACAGUUCACAAUUUCAACAACAGCCUUUGGAGCUCUGUCAUCGCUUCCAUUCCUCCCAGGGCAUGAACAGGGAAGCACCUUUGGCAUACCAGCGGCAAAUGUCUGAGCCCUGUGUUCCAUACCCACAGCAAAGUUACAAGCAGGAGUACCAGGACCCGAUGUAUGAGCAGGGAAACCCGAUUGGCAGUGGGAGCACCCACUGUUUCUCACACUCCAUGCUCAUCAAGCAGGAACCUCCAGAUUAUGCAUAUGACCCAGAUAUUCCUGGCUGUCCUUCUAUGUAUGUGCCCAGUGAAGGUUAUGCAACUCAGUCCAGCAACCUUGAAGGCUUCUCAUAUGAGAAACAGCUGAGACCUUACAGUGACGAUGCAUCUGUGGUUCCCGACAAACUUGAAGGUGACAUCAAACAGGAGAUCAGUACAUAUCGUGAGGGCCCUCUAUAUCAGCGGCGAGGCUCUCUCCAGUUAUGGCAGUUCCUGGUUGCACUCCUGGACGACCCGUCCAACUCUAACUUUAUUGCUUGGACAGGUCGAGGCAUGGAAUUCAAACUGGUUGAACCAGAAGAGGUGGCAAGAUUGUGGGGAAUGCAAAAGAACCGACCAGCCAUGAACUAUGAUAAACUUAGCCGUUCACUUCGCUACUAUUAUGAGAAGGGGAUCAUGCAAAAGGUGGCUGGCGAGCGAUACGUGUACAAGUUCGUCUGUGAACCAGAAGCGCUCUUCUCUUUGGCAUUCCCUGACAAUCAGCGGCCACUGCUGAAGUCUGAAUUUGAUCGGCACGUGAAUGAAGAAGACACUGUUCCCCUGUCUCAUCUGGACGAGAACACCCCCUACAUGCCAGAUGCUGGCUGCAUCAAUUCACAGCACUAUAACAAAGGAUAUAUGUAUUGAUCAACAACAAGGAAAAUGUUGGGUUUUUAAUCUCUCUAAUUGCACUGCAAUAACUAUUAGAAACUGGUAGAAAUUAUAAGUUAGAAUCUGUUGCUUUAAACAUACGUAUAUCAAAUAACUGGGGAUAUAAAGUUGUCCUGUAUAUGAUUUUUAGAGGAUUGUUUUGUCUAUUUCUUUCUUGCAUAUGUCUCACCCACCACAUAUACACAUUGUGCAAGAUUCUUUCAUAGUUUGAGGCACGUUUUUUUUUAAAUUCAUUAUUCCCAAAUAAGCAGCAAAUUGAUCAAACCCCAACAUAUAUUCUAUUUGUUCUUCUCAAUUUUUAAAAGAAAUCUGCCAUAUUUAUGCGUUUUUAAUUGAGUUUCAUUGCAAGAGUUUUCUUGUAGAAAUCUGCCAGAAAUUUUCAGAAAUCCGCCCAACAUUCAAAGGCUCAUGGCUGCUGACUGAACAGAUAUUCUUCAUUUUCUCACUUUGGUCUGUUUCUCUCCCUCUCUGCAGUUGGGACAUCUUUGCUUCCUUAGCACUCUAACUUCUAAGUUCUGUGUCUCAUCAGCAUUGAUUAGAGCCAUUUAUCACGCUGGUAUUACAGUUGGGGUCUCCGAGUGUAGACUGUGUUUCAGUGUAGCAGAGACUUGUCUGGGAAAUAGAUAUCACAGCACCCCCAAAAAUCUAGCACAUUGGACUCACACCAGAGGAUCUAGAUUUUAAAAAAGGAAUAUUUUUAUUCUCGAGUUGUUCAAAGAGGAGGGAAAACC